GCCGCCGCCCGCGAGGAGCGGGGCCCGCCGCCGGGCGUCCGGGCGUCCCCGCGAGUCCGAGUCGGAGCGGAGUCAGAGCGCGAGCCGGGCCGGGCGCGGUGGGCGCCGCCCGCCAUGGACCACAAGCCCCUGCUGCAGGAGCGGCCGCCCGCCUACAACCUGGAGGCCGGCCAGGGCGACUUCGCGUGCGGCCCGCACGGCUACGGCGCCAUCCCCGCCGCCGCCCCGCCGCCGCCCUACCCCUACCUCGUCACAGGGUUACCCACGCACCACCCCAGGGUCUACAGCAUCCACAGCCGAAAUGUCACUCGGUACCCUGCCAAUUCCAUCGUUGUCGUUGGAGGCUGCCCUGUCUGCAGGGUCGGGGUUCUGGAGGACUCCUUCACCUUCCUGGGCAUCUUCUUGGCCAUCGUCUUGUUCCCCUUUGGGUUCAUCUGCUGUUUUGCCUUGAGGAAGCGAAGAUGCCCCAACUGUGGAGCAAACUUUACUUAAAGGGAACAGCACACCUGGCUUCCCCACACCCAGCUCUCUUUUUCUAAUAGCACGCACCCCAGUGCCCAGGACCUAAGGCAAGGCCUCCCGUGCUGUGUGACGCAGGUAAGUGACGGCUGUCGUCCCUUCUGUGGAGGUGUAGAGGGUCUGGGUGAGCCAGGUGGGCCUGCAAGUGGCGUCUGAUAAUCCCAGGACCUGUGCCAUCCCUGUAACCAGAAGACCCCCAGCAGCAGAGCUCUGGGGGCCGGGGCCACGGUGUGACACCCCCUGCCCUUUUUCCCUUAAUUAACAAGUCUCUACACCUCACUCCCUCCACACUGUUGAAAAUAAAGGGCUUCUGAACCCUACUCUUAUUAAACGGUGAGAGGAGCAAUGGGCCAUGUGACUAAUUUGAUUGUGUUUUCUUCGCUGGUGGAAGGGUCUGCUCUCAAAAGACAAGUGUGCUGCUUGACAGAGGCCCUUAGCCUGCGGGUCCUGGGAGCCCUCACACAGUCCCAGACCCCCACCACCAAGCGGUCAUAGCCGACCAGCCAGGAGGAAGACAGGACCAAGAACCCAAAGCGUCACACGCUUACACUGGUUUACCUGCAUUUGACCCUGACCAAUUUCAAGCUUAUAGAAAAAUAAUAUUCAUGGCAAAGCCAAAAGCUGUGGUUAGCAACAAGCCCCCCUCCCCUGCCCCCAUACAGUGGAUGGCCUGUGUGUGAGUUUUCAUCACCACUCCCCACUCCUCCAAAUUGGGCGUAGUCCCUGACAGCCAGAGAGAAACCCUGCCACUGGCUCUGCCUUGCCGCGCCGCUGCAGAAGCCCAGGUUCCGGGUAUGCCGGCGUGGGGCUCAGCCGAGGUGCAGCCUCCCGCUACCCUCCCCCGGCUCCCAGAGGUCCUCCUGGCUUCAGCAGUGCUGUUUGCAGUUUCAGCACCUGACUGAAAGUGGAGAAACUUGCACCCCAACAGGUUUCAGAGUAAAUCAGUGAUGGAGGCAGCUUUGGUCAACUAGCUUAGUGAGAGGAGCCUGGGUUUCUACGUGUGGAGUCCCCAGAUGCAUGUGUUAUUACCCUGUGAGCCAGGCCCGCAUGUGGCAUGGCCUGGCAUGUUUUCAUUGGUAUCCCAGUUGGUAACUCAGAACGCCAAAUUCAGUACCUCUUAGAAAGUAUUCAAGUGCUAAUAUCAUGGCUGUGAUAGGAGAAUUCUCAGUGCUCUUAGCGCUGUGUCUAAAUCACGAGAACUUGCGGGAUGCUUCAUCUUGGGUAGGGCUGCAUUUGACUUAAGCAAACAUUUAGAAGUUUUUAAGUUAAAUUUUAUACAAUAUUCUCAUAAUUUAUAUUGCUUAAGGUUAUUUGCAUGCUGGGAUGCAAAUCUACACAGCGAUUUCUUUAAACAUCGUAAUGCUAUUUAAGAGCACAUGCUUUAUAAAAUAAAACUGUGAUCUUAUCUGCGUUCAGGUGCAGAAAGCCAGUCACAGAAGCAUCAACUAUCCCUUAUUCUGGCUAUUAAAAAAAAAUCAUAGAAUAUUAAAAGAAAAUGAUACAAUAGGAUUGGAACCAAAUUUACAGUUCUUGAAAAUUUACAGUUCUUGAACAGAAUAGGAAGAAAAUACUUUAAAUGAUUGAGUUGUAUCUAAACUAUGAUGUAGUUACCUUAAAGACAGAAAUAUGUAAACCCAGCUAUGUUAAAUUAGAAAAUGCACUGAUUGCUCGAGUGGAAUACAUGUAAAAUCAGGCACCCUCCGGUGAAGCUUUACAACAGGACAGCACUUAUCACAAACGCAUACCUAUCAUUUCCCAAGCGAGAACCGAACGGGGAACCAGAAGAAUCUGGGGCCACCUUUUCAUCGAAUGACUGGUGCUGAGCGAUCAUUUGUCACUGUUGGUCGGAGUUUCACAGUAGCAAAGGGAUUUUCUCUGCUGGGGAGGCGGGGGGAGAAAAAAAUUGUAAGACAGGGAUUUGGUUCAGAAAAAGAGCUAAUAACUCUUGCUCUUGUUCUGUAAAAUUAUAUAGCUUAUAUAAAUCCCAGACAUUUUCUGAACAUGAAAGUUUUGUUUUGUGACAGUUCUCUCCAUGCGCCCAUUAUAAGCUGCUAAUUGUUUCGUUUUGGCUGCAGUGAGAAAGGCCUCAGGCCUGGGGGUCCUCUGGAAGCGGGGCCUGGAGGGCCUGCCCAGCAUCUGCCCUGAUCCAGAAGGGAGUUCCCCUGGCCUCAUGUUGCGUUUGGCACUUAAUAAUGCAGCCGCUGUCCUAGAAGGCUCUCCCACCACCACCUUCCCACCCCACACAGGACUGCAGAGAGGUAUGCUGCCCUCUGUCUGAAAUGUUUAAAGCUCUGGACAGUUCUGUAAUGGGCGGUGGGCUUCCCUGGCGGUCCAGUGGUUAGCACUCCACGCUUUCAUUGCCGAGGGCCUCGGUUCUGUCCCUGGUCGGGGAACUGAGAUCCUGCAAGCCCAGUUCUCCUAGGCUGAGCAAGGGGGAGGGCCCUGGUGGAGGAAAGUAACAUACCUGAGAAAAGGAGGCUUUGCAAACCCAUUUGCAUCAUUCUGUGGGAAAGAAAAAGAAGUUUAUGGAAGGCUCAUGAAAUUGGGACAUUUUUAAUAAGACCUGAAGGUAAAGACAUCUAAAGCAUAAGGGACUGCUUAAAGCUAUGCACGUGUCAAAGUGCCUUGGAGUCGCAAUUCAUUUGUCUCAUUUAUCUAAAUUCACUCGGAAGCGUAAGGGCAAGAACAGAAGACAUUCUGAAACACAGUGAGGGACCCUUACAAAUGCUGGAACAUCUUAGAGGGAAACACAAGGUCUGCUGCUCCCUGCCUGUGGCCUGAAUUCACGUGCAAAACUGUAGUGAUUAAGGUUGGCUUUUUGCGAGCCCGAUCCUGAACGAUGCCAUGAGAAACAGUAAAAAGAAAACCUUGUUGGGUUUCGGUGCCGUAGACUGGUGCCAACUGCCAAGCAGAGAUCUGAACUUGCAGAAGUUCCGUAAUUGCGGGAGAGAGAGGACAGAACAGUGCAGGCACUGUCUUUGCCUUCAGGAAUUGCCAGAGCUCUCUCGGAGCCCCGGCCUCCGGCUCCCAGGGGCUCGGGGUCUCCCAGUGUGGCCGGGGACCAGGUGAUUGUGUGUCCUCUCCUUCAUUCCACAAAGAAUCUGCUUUAAAUCUGCUCUGGCUGUUGUAAGAAAUCACUGGCCCAAGCUGGCGGGCUUAUUCAGAUGGCUGCCCAGGAGAGGGCAGUGUCAUGCCAUCUGACCAGGGCCACCAGGCCAGCUCCGAGGAUGCCCCAUGGUCUCAGGGCUUGCAGGCCUCUGAGCUGCUCUCACUUCCCGUUGCCAGUUGCCAGCCUGGGGCUGAAGGCCACGCCUGGAGUAAAAGCCAGGCCAGGGCUCCCUUGGGAUGGCCUCUCCUGGGUGCUGGAUGUACAGACUCAAGGCAGAAGGGGGCUGGGGGCACCAGGGCUACUUCGCAGACCUGCGCCUGCUGUCUCCGGGCCUCUGGGGACCUCACACCUUGACCUUGAACCUGGAGCCAGUAAGGUCAUCCCGAGGGGGAGCCCCAGCACCAGGGGCAGCCAGCCCGAUGUCCGGAUUCAAUGUCUCCCUCUCAGGAUUGAAGCACAAAGCAGCUGCCCUGCUCGUUAGCACAUCCUAAAAGGGCCUGUCCCCACAGGGCUGCCGGGCUUGCUCAGCAGGCCUCGGAGUGAGCAGUUUCUGGUGUAACAUUCAUGUUACAGGAUGAGUAAGGGCUAACUUAUGAUUUAUUUUAAAAAUACCCCAGAAUGCCUGUCGUGCAGUCCCACACAUGCCCAGGGUGCUGGCAUUAACCUGCUGCCCAGAGCAGGUGCCCCCAGGCUGGGGAGGCUGAGUCCAGGCUGUGACUGUGGCUCAGGGGGAGGCCGGCUGCAUCCUCCCGGCCUGGAAGGCCCACGUCCUGCCAAGCUGGACUCCCCGGAUGCGGCCUCUGCAGGGCAUGUAACAGAAACCACCUUCCUGCCUGUCCUUGGGGCAGGACACUGUCCCCCUCUCCUGUGUGUCCUCAACUUGAGGAGUGCCCCCACUGCCUUCAAGGCAGAAACCUUGGAGCCUGACUAAACUCUGAAACCAGCUUAGCCAUGGUUUCACAGGCUGUGUUAUCUGGGUGACACGACAUGGUGAGAGAAACAAACACUGGAGGAGAUGCGCUGAAGUCCAGCCCUGGCGGUAAAGUGGCAAGAAGUAACAACUUGUGGUAUGAGGAAAGAGAGCAAAAUGACUCCUAAGAUGGCAGCCCGAAGCCACCGGGCCCUGGCACAUGCCCCAGCGAGCCCACUCCUGGUUGGUACAAGCAGCAUGCGUGCACAUUAGCACUGAGACGCCCGCUAGGAUGCAUGGGGCAGCCCUAUCCCAACAACAGGAGAGAUGUCAGGCAAAACGUUCUCUGACAUAAAUCGUAGCAAUGUUUUCUUAGGUCAGUUUCCCAAGGGAAUAGAAAUAAAAGCAAACAUAAACAAAUGGGACCUAAUCAAACUUACAAGCUUUUGCACGGCAAAGGAAACCAUAAACAAAACGAAAAGACAACCUACAGACUGGGAGAAAAUCUUGGCAAACUAUGUGACCGACAAAGGCUUAGUUUCCAAAAUAUACGAAUAGCUCAUACAGCUCAAUAACAAAAAAACAUUCCAAUCCAAAAAUGGACAGAAGGCUUAGACAUUUCUCCAAAGAAGACAUACAGAUGGGCAACAGGCACAUAAAAAGAUGCUCAGCAUUGCUAAUUAUUAGAAAAAUACAAAUCAAAACAACAGUGAGGUUCCACCCUCACACUGGUUAGAAUGGCCAUUAUUAAAAAGUCCACAAAUGCUGGAGAGGGUGGGGAGAAAAGAGAGCCCUCCUACACUGUUGGUGGGAAUGUAAAUUGGUGCAGCCACUAUGGAGAACAGCAUGGAGGUUCCUUAAAAAACUAAAAAUAGAAUUGCCAUAUGAAUCAGCAGUUCCACUCCUGGGCAGAUAUCUGGACAAAGCUCUAAUUCAAAAAGAUAAAUGCACCCCAACGUUCAUAGCAGCACUAUUUACAAUAACCAAUAUACAGAAACAACCUAAAGUGUCCAUCAACAGAUGAAUGGAUAAAGAAGAUAGGGUACAUAUAUACAAUGGAAAGAGUGAAAUAAUGUCAUUUGCAGCAACAUGGAUGGACCUAUGGAUUAUUGUACUAAAAGAAGGAAGUCAAAAAGAGAAAGACAAAACCAAUAUGAUAUCACUUAUAUGUGGAAUCUAAAAUAUGACAUAGGGACUUUCCUGGUGGUCCAGUGGGUAAGAUGCCACGCUCCCAAUGCAGGGGGCCCGGGUUCGAUCCCUGGUUGGGGAACUAGAUCCCACACGCAUGCAGCAACUAAGAUCCCACGUGCCACAACUAAACAUGCCACAAAGAUCCCACGUACUGCAACUAAGAUCCGGUGCAGCCAAAAUAAAUAAAUAUUUUAAAGAAAUAGAAUAUGACACAAAUAACUUAUUUAUGAAACAAAUAGAUUCACAGACAGAAAACAAACAUGGUUACCAAAGGGGAACACGGGGAGGGAUAAAUUAGAAGUUUGGGAUUAACAGAUACACACUACUAUACAUAAAAUAGGUAAACAAGGUUCUACUGUAUAGCACAGGGAACUGUAUUCAGUAUCACGUAAUGUACUGUAAUGAAAAAGAAUAGGUUUAAAAAUGCAUACAUAUGUAUAACUGAAUCACUGUGCUGUACACCUGAAACUAAUGCAACGUUGUAAAUCAGUUAUUCUAACAGGAGGGAUGACAGCCUCUGUUGAGACACCAGUGGAAUCACAGGAGGACACAGUUCUGUCUACGCAGGGCCAGACCAGACAGGCACCCAGCAUCCAGAGGAGGGCAGUCUGGACUGUGAGAUGGGACAGUUGGGGGGACUCCUGGAGGGCCGGUAAUGCUCCAGUUCCUGAUUGGGUGUUGGUUAUAUGGAGUCACUUUGUGAAAAGUGACUUUUCUUGCACUUUUCUGUAUAUGGUAUUCAAUAUUUACCAAAAAAAAAAAAAAAAAAAGGACCUUUUCAGAAAGGUGUCCUCUUUAACACACCUGCCAGCGAGCUUACUGCCACGGCCGCCCUCCUCCCAGCUCCCUUCUCCGCGAAGGCACAUCGUUUGCCCAGCGAGGAGCUCAGGAUCCGCUGGCCUCAGACCCGCCCGCACGGCCCACCCCCCGCCGGCUGAGCCAGGAGCCGCCUGUCCCUCUACUGCCUCCCCGAGCCUGCGGUGAGGGGUUCGGGGUCUCCCCCCACACCCCAUCUUGCCCUCCUCCGUCGCCUGGCACACGUUGCCCUGUCCAGGAGCACCGAGGGCUCUGGAGGCCCUUCUUGGUCGUCCUGUGACCCAUCUCGGCACAGCUCCUGGUGUGCCCGGGGCACCUCCUCUGUCGCAGUGUGGGCCACACAGCAUGCGCUCGGAAGAGCCCCGCCCCGCCCGCCGUCGGGGAGACACCGGUCCUCACCUCUCGGGUUCUGCUCGAGUUCGCAGCACGCGUCCCGCCCCCACUUCGCUCAGGCUUCACAGAGCAUGACUCCCAGGUGCUGGUCCCUCUGCUGGGCUGCACCCUUGGCCACGGCCUGUCGCAUGUUCUGUGUCCCCUCUUGGCAGCCGGCAUGCUUCCCUCCCCACGAGUGGCCAGGCUGCCAGGGGACAGCGGGGCCGGGGAGGCCUGGGGACUGGAUGGCGAGACAGCCCAUAGGUGGGAACAGGCAUGGGACAUGCCUGGUGACUUCUGCCGAAAAACCCCAAACCCCAGUCCACCUGGAGGUGGCCCUUGCUGGCUGUCACGGUGUCCGCAUCGCGCCCCCUCCCCGCCACCCCGGAGUUCUGCCUGGGUGUCUACUGCGUGCCCGUGUGCCUUGACGAUGACGCGGUCCCAGCCUACAGGUCAGCUCAGACCCGCAGCCACAGGCAGACGCACAGAGGUGAUGGGACCCGCGGCCCGGCCAAGGCUCUGUUGAGAAGCCUCGCGGGGAGUCCUCCACGCCCCUGGGGACCGAGCCAUCCUGAAGACAGCAGGGCCUGAGGGACGGGCCCUAGGGCUUCCUUGGUGCCUGCCCUCCUGCACGGCUGCUUCCUCGGACAGAACGUCCCUUCCUCUCCACCGCCAGCUGGAGAGCAGCUUCGCGUGGCCCGCGGUGUGAGCAGCCCUGAGUGACACUGCUUUACGUGUUAACAACUAACUCAGUCCUCAGCUGGAGGCUGGACUCUCCCAGUUCACAACCUCUGACCCAGUUCAACCCCUUUAUUAUUUUUUUAAAUUUAUUUUUGGCUGCAUUGGGUCUUAAUUGCUGCACACAGGCUUUCUCUAGUUGUGGAGAGAGGAGGCUACUCUUCGUUGCGGUGUGCGGGCUUCUCAUUGCAGUGGCUUCUCUUGUUGCGGAGCACGGGCUCUAGGUGCGCGGGCUUCAGCAGUGGCGGCACGCGGGCUCUAGAGUGCAGGCUCAGUAGUUGUGGCACACGGGCUUAGUUGCUCCACGGCAUGUGGGAUCUUCCCAGACCAGGGCUCGAACCCGUGUCCCCUGCAUUGGCAAGUGGAUUCUUAACCAUUGCACCAUCAGGGAAGCCCAACCCGUUUAUUCUUAAAUGGGGAACUGAAGCCCAGACGGGGAAAGCCAACUGCUCUGGUCAUGGAGCUCUUUUCUGAAACCAACGUGCCCACUCGGUGAGGCGGGGGGUAGGGGUGGGGGGUGGAGGCAGCACCCACUCAGCGCAGCUCCUACAGGUCGCCAGACGCGCUUUGAAAUCAAAGUGUGUGGGUUUGAGGGCUUGGUUUCUCAAUAGCUAUUUAAAGCCCAGUUAUCGGAUUACUUAAAAGCUACUGCCACUAAGGCAGAGAGCACGUGACCGACCCCCAGCCCCUCGGUACUGAAAAGACGGCAUCUCAUCUCUUGAGAUGGGAUGUCCCAGGGCAGCUGGGUCCACCUCACUGGGUUCAGGAACAUUCUCUGGUGGGUGGCUCCCAGGUAUACCCUAGGUAUCCUGGUGUUUAAACAAAACUCGACGUGUAACUGACAGUAUUCUGAUGGUUGUGUGUGUGUGUAAAAUCUACAUAUAAAAGUGUUAGGGGGGGCCUCCCUGGUGGCGCAAUGAUUGAGAGUCCGCCUGCCAAUGCAGGGGACAUGGGUUCGUGCCCUGGUACGGGAAGAUCCCAUGUGCCGCGGAGCGGCUAGGCCCGUGAGCCAUGGCCGCUGAGCCUGCGCGUCCGGAGCCUGUGCUCCGCAAGGGAGAGGCCACAACAGUGAGAGGCCCGCGUACCACAACAACAAUAAAAAAAAGUGUUAGGCUGCUUUACCAGCUCCCACGGACCCCAGAGUCUGGCUGAGACAGAACAUACUUUUCUCCAGUGUUAUCAGCUGGUGUAAACAGUUUAGGAAAGAUAAAUGACCAGCCCAGUUGGGCGUAAGAACCUCUGAGAUACGAAAUUCCAGGGCUGUGUCUCCAGCCCUCAGGGAGGUCCUGGAAGGGCCUCAUCGUGGUACCUGCUUCUCGACCAUCACCCUCUGGAUCAGGUUUCUAAAUGAAAUCUCGUUCUCUCUUGUGUGAUCUGUACCUGACCGAUUGAUACAGCAGCCGCUCACUGUAUGACUAGAUGAAAAUACAAAUUUAAAAUUAAAAACUCAGCUCCUUUCAGUUGCACUCUCCACUUUUCAAGUGCUCAGCAGCCCGUGUCCAGUGGCCACUCUGCUGGGCCGCCCAGUUCCGGAACAUUUCUGCCUGAUCCAUAAUCUCUCCAGGUUUGUUUACCGACGCACAGAUGAUUGGAUCCUGUGUCUGCUGCCUUUGCAAGAGGCCACGACGACUAGGUGGCCUAUUAAAAACAGGCCUUUUCACCUGCUCCCCAGGGGCUCUCUGGGGCAGAGCUGGUCCUUCUGUCCGCUCUGCUGUGCUCUUGGACUCCCACUCUGACUUGGUAGCGAUGAAACGCGGUAGCUUGUCUAACGGACAGGUUGUAGGCAGCGGAGGCAUCUGAGGGUGUACACCGCUGACAGUUGCAGCUUUUUCUUUGGCACUUUGCAGAGGAUACUGAAAUAUUACUUCAAAAGAUGAAGCGAUAGAAAUGGAAUGCGAAUCAGUCAUUAUACCUCAUGAUGCGUCUGUGAACGCCCUGUACUUACUUUUGGGUUAUUACCGUCUUCAGCCCAAGGUUAGAUGCACGUUUACAGACAUGGAAAACUGAACAUCCAGAAGAGUCAGGGUGACUGGUUGAGAGGCUCUGAAAUGACGGAUGGCAGCGCCUCGUUCAGGAAGUGCACGAACCUUGUGGCCUUUGAUGAUUUUUAAAAGCCAGUUAAUAUUUUCUUGUGGCCUUUAUUAAUUAGCAUUUUCCAUUAUUCUCCAGAUCAGAACAUAGUAACCUAUUGGUACGUCUUAAACAGCACACAGGUGACGGUGGUACUUGUCUCAUCAACGGAGUUCUGAUGGAGGGACACCUACAUGCUGCUGAUCCGUGAGGAUGAGAGGGGCACAGAGGUGCUAUUCAUGGGCUCACAGGGUUCCUGCCACAGGCCUGCAGCUCAUCACAGCCCAGGCAGCAGUGCUGGGGCUCGUUAGAAGCAUAAAUGCUUCUAAGGUGAUAUGAGAAAAUGCUAUGAUCCCACCAUGUGGUUGGGUGCUGGGGAGGGAGGGGAAAAUAUCUAUAUAUCUAAAUAUAUCAAUAUUUAUCUGUAUCUCAAAGGAAAUAUAAUGAAAUGUUAACAGGAGUUAUCCUAGAAGUGAGAUUAUAAAUAGAAUUUUCUUUUUAAUACUGUUGUAUGUUUUCCAAAUUUUCUACCCAAACAAAAAUUCUCUGGAUUAUUUUUAUGAAGUGUUAUUUUUAGAAGUAGUAUUUAAAAUGAGAUGUAAUGAUUAGAUGUUUUAAUUUUUACAAGGAGACCCUGACCAAACUUGGACUUUGCUGUUUAGCCAAAACCUGUAGCUUCGACUGCCCGCUGGAUUUAAAAGGAAACCUAAUUUCAGCAUAUGUUUAAUGUACCCAGCAAAUGGCAACAUUUGAGGUGAAAAAAUAUUAAAACAUACUUUGGUUUACUUAAAGCAUGGGAUGGAUAAAUAUUAAUUUAAGAGUUCAUCCUUAUUUCUGUCUCAAGAGUGGGAUAAUUUAUCAGUUUGAUUAUUUGCAAAGUAGAAUUUUAGAUAAAAAUUUUACCAUAAAGCCAUUCCUUAAUAGUCAAAUCAUAAAAUAUAUAAAUACCUCCAUGAAAGGCAACUUUUAUCUGUUUUUUAAUCAAAAGUGGGAAGGGGGUGGUUUCUCAAAUUGUAGGUACUUUAACAAACCAUAAGUAACUUCGUCUUUAAUUAAUACAAUCAUACUUAUGGGGCGCUGAUUAUUUUUAAUUAUUCAGAACCUCCAAAAUAAAUAUUUAUAUUUUUCUAGUA
This is a messenger RNA of Globicephala melas (long-finned pilot whale), 10858 nucleotides long. The record is from RefSeq and is a predicted model, not a curated record. Lineage: Eukaryota; Metazoa; Chordata; Mammalia; Artiodactyla; Delphinidae.